Fraxinus pennsylvanica is the source of this 600-nucleotide messenger RNA. NCBI's taxonomy places the organism in Eukaryota, Viridiplantae, Streptophyta, Magnoliopsida, Lamiales, Oleaceae. The record is from the annotation of a GenBank genome assembly.
AUGGUUAACUGGAAAAUUUGUGAAACUAACUCCCGCAUCUACUGCUGGUUUUUUCAGGUAAUAACAGUGUUAAUUUUGGUUUCUGUAGUUAUAUGGCGCUGUCUAAUCCCAAGAAAUCCAUCUUUCACCAUUGCAAACAUAUACUUUCCUUCUCUAAAUUCUAAGAAUUCCUCUGUUGGAAACUCUUCUCUAAUACUUUUCGAUUUCAAAAUCUUGAAUCCUAACAAAGGUAUUAGCAUAUACUAUGAUGGGAUCUCCUUGAGUUUAUAUUUCAAAGAUGUCUUUGUUGGGACAAAUUCUACGCCACCAUUUUAUCAAGGGCACAAGAACAAUACUUCAUGGAAAAUACCUAUAAAGGCUGACCCAGCCGUGGUCGACCGGAAUUUUCAGCAAGGACUAAGAGGUGGAAAUAUAGAUUUUAAAGUGGGGGUGGAAACUGCAGUUAAGUUUAAGAUAUUCAGCUGGAAAACAAAGGAGCAUCAGAUAGGAUGUGAAGCAUAUUUUACCAGUAUGAAAAUCAGUUUCAAUGGGAGCUUAUCAGGUGGGAAUGAUAUGAAGCUGCACCAGAUACGAAAGCCACGUUCUAGAGUGUGUAAUUGA